GACAGUCAUUCAACAACUCAAACCACCAGAGCCAGCAGAUACAGAAUAACUGCUAAGGGACAUGAAAGACAAAUAAACGCUCCCACCUACCAGCAAAGCAAACCCAGGAAAGCCUGCAAGCUGCUGCUUAUGGUGAAAUGUGCUAGAGAACUCACCCAGGAAUCGAAACAAGGGACUGUGUAAACACAUGGAGAAUGGAAUGUAACAUUUAAACAAUGGAAAGCUGGUUGAAAAAUAGACACAAGUAUAAAACAACAGCAGUGAACUUGAGCAGGGCAAGAGUGAAAGAAACAAAAGAACCGCAUUUCAAAGAUGGGGAAUGAAUUAUCAGCUACAGAAAAUGCAGAGGGCAAUGAGGGCGAGGCUUUUGAAAACGGAAUACAGGCUGAGCCUAUUGCUGGGAAGCUUCAGAAUGGAGGUGCACAUGUGCAGCCCAUUGAAAUUUCAGUGAGCAAUGACGUUGCUGACUGUAAAGCAGAUGUCAAACAGAACACAGAGCUCUCCUCAUCACAGAAGACAAUGGAGAUGAGUUCCAGUUCUGGGCAGGAUUGGAACAAUGCAGGGAAGAACGCCAAGAAGACCAUGCCAGCUGCCAAGUCUCUUUUCUCACUGUCAUUCUCCACACCAGUACCAGUCCGUUCUGAAGCCCCCACUGCCACUGAUUCAUCAUCAUCAUCAGAGCCGGCCAAGCCUUCCAGUGGCCCAGAAAACCCUCCUGCAAACCAGUUCACAGCAGAGAAGACUGUGCAUCCUCAACUGCCCGUCCCGGAGCGAGAGUCAGUCAAGGCAGAAAAGCGUCCUCCGAGCCAAUCCUUGCUUCCUGACGUGUCCUUGAAAGAAUCUAAAGAAGCUCCAAAGCCUAAAGAGAUUGGCUUCUUUGACAAACUGUUUAAAACGUCAGACAAGGAGAAGGAAAGCAGCAAACCUGUGGAUGAAACCCAACCGGAGUUGAGCACUGAGGACAGCAAAGGGCCAGCUGCUACUGCGACGGCAAAUGAAGUGGUUCAAGUACAACUGAACAAUGCGCAGAGGGCUGAACCUGGAGAAGGCAGCAGCAUUUCUGUAAGGCUUCAGAAUUCCCAGAGCGAGGCUACCGACAGAACCAGGGACUCCACCGAGGAUUCAGACAGUGACCAGGACAGUUCAGGAGACGAGACUGCCGCAGAAGACAAUCCAGUCAUGAACUUUUUUAAAACCCUUGUUUCUCCAAGUAAAUCAUCCAAAUCUGAUUCUGAAUCUCAAGAUUCUCCAAAAGAAAAGAAAAAAGGGCUAGACUCUAAAGAAGCGAUGGCCGAGAAAGAGCAGAAACCAUCAAAAGUGGAAAAGGGCCAAGCCAGCCUGCCUGUCGCUCAGCAGCUUCCAGCGAAACCAGAAACGCAGCCUGCAAAAGAGCAGGAGCCUCCAGGGAAACAGAAGACAGACAAGGAGUCCUCACCCAGUCCAUUCAGCAAGCUUUUCAGGCAAAAGUCAAUGAAGGAGGGGUCACAGGCGGUUGAUACGAAAGCGAAUCAGGGAGAGCAGGAAGCAGAAGCAGCCUCAGAUGUAAAAGCUGUGAAAGCAGUCCCAUCGCAGUCUGCCAAAGAGGAGAGUAAAGGGACAGAGUCAGCAGCCAAGUCCCAGAAGAGUGGCCAGGCCGAGGGGCAGCAGGAAGGACAGGAGGCUCAGACACAGCAGAAACCAGCUAAAGAAGCCACGGCCAGCCCCUUCAGUAAACUCUUCAAACAAAAGACAGUAGCAGAGUCACAGACUGCAGAAGCAAAGGUUGAAGUUGACGCUCCAGCAACCACCACUGUCACUUCAAAUACUAAAACAGCAGAAAACUCAACUACAGCAGCCAAGGAAGGAGAUGAGAGCAAACCUGCCAAAUCAACCUUCAUGUCUUUCUUUAAACCACUGUCGGUCAGAGAGGAGGAAAAGGUUGCUUUGGAAGUAAAUGGAAAAGAUUCAGACCAGACAAGACUGGACUCCAAAAGCAAAGCCACGGCGCAGGAGAAGCCGAGCGCAGCCCCAGAAGCAAAGGAGAAAGCCCCCUCGCCCGAGGUUAGCAAGAAGAAGAGUGGGAAGCAGGAGAGCCUGCAGAAGCCCAAAGCCCUGGAGGCGUCCCAGGACAGCAAGUCCGUCUCAGAGGCGUCCCAGAACGGGGAGGAGAGCACCAAGGACACCCCCAGGAGGCUGGAGAAGAGACCUUCCAUUGGAGGCUUCUUCAAAGGCUUGGGUUCUAAAAGGAUGUCGGAUGUUGGGGUACAAACAGACCCUGUGUGCAUUUCUCCUGCUCAGAAAGCAAAGUGAGGAGAUCCCAGGGAGCUGCCAAGAAACCCCAAGAGCAUGCAGACUGUGAACUGAAUCUGUGGACAUCUUUACUUUAUCAGAUGAGCACUUGAGGGAAAUAAGCAGCAGGGUUAAAGGGAUGUGAUUGUUGGAUGAUAAAAGCAGGAUGCGAUUCAUGUACAAAAAAAAGAGGAAGAGAAAGAGUGGUUUUGAAAAGGUAAAAAAAUAUGAUUGUCUCAAAAGAAAUGCAGUUGGUCUGUGGUCUUGAUGUUGAAAUUGAUGGGCACACAAUUAUAAUCAAAUGUAAAGGAAUCGAUUGGGGCAGGGGGACGGGGGGGGGGGGGUAAUUCAUUUUUAAUUCCAUUAACAUUUUCACAUAAUUCUGGUCAAAAGAAGUAUAGUAACAAUGUGAAGAAAUGGUUUCUUUUCUUCUUUUUUUAACUCUGCUGUAGCAAAUACGUCAUUAGUUUGGUUAAUAUAUACAUUCUGAAUCAUAUUAAUUUGAAAAAAGUGUAACAAAAUCAGUGAAAAAGGUGCAGUUCCGAGUUGUGUUUUUAUUUUCAUUAAAAAAAGGGACAUAUUUAUAAUGCUCUUUUAAACGGUAUUAGAAAAUGAACAUCUAUAUUGCACUUUGCCUUCAGCUAACAUAAAUAAAAUAGCACUCAGUGACUUGCCUUUGUUAGUCUGAAAGUUGAAAACUUACAGUAUAGCAGAAACAGAUCUGUAUGCUAGGUUGUAGUGCAACUAGUAAUUUACAGUAAUAUAUACACUCGAUGUAUUUUGAAUCUCUUUCUUUUAGACUUGGCAUGUAGCUGAAGGAAACGCAAACGAGCAGUACAGCUCAAAAGAAAUGUCACUAGAAGUGAUUACUUGUCUUUCAAUACAAUUUCAUAUCACUAGUAAACAAGUGUGAGUAAUCAAUUAAUUGAUUGUAGAUCAGAUUAUUAAUGCUAUAUAUAUGCUGUAUUAUUCAAAAGAACUAAAAAAAACUGUAGACUGUAGGGCACCAUGGUUAUUAAUCAAUUAAUGCUUAAUUGAGGCUUGUGAAAUAAAACCUAUGGCGAUCAAUAAUCGAUAAAUCAAUACAUUGUUGCAUCUCUACCAAACACUGAGUUCUGGUCGUGAGAGAUGAGCCAGAACUUCAGGAAGUUAAGCAGUACUGAGGAGCUUGGAAACCUGUCAGGCACACAACUUCAGCACACGCUGGAUAGUUCUUGCCUGCCCAGCUGUUCCUUCCUCACAUCCAUGUUCUUCAAAAGCUGCACUGGAAGGAAGGGCCCCAGACCAGAGACCUGGUCUUCCUCAAGAAUUUAAACACUAGUUUGAGAAACUCACAGCCUGACCUUUUUUUAACAUUUCAAAGGAAGACUUUUUUUGUAAUUACAUUAAAAUGUUUCUGUGAUACCCUG
This is a messenger RNA of Acipenser ruthenus (sterlet), 3677 nucleotides long. Its product is annotated as breast carcinoma-amplified sequence 1 homolog. The coding region runs from base 313 to 2289 and encodes 658 amino acids. The transcript has 15 exons. Gene Ontology annotation, biological process: myelination. Lineage: Eukaryota; Metazoa; Chordata; Actinopteri; Acipenseriformes; Acipenseridae. The record is from RefSeq and is a predicted model, not a curated record.